AAAACGAAUUAGUGAAAAAACAAAUGGCGGACAAUCUAUUAACAUUAGUAAAUAAUAUAAAAUGAAUUGAAAAUUAUAACAAGAUAAUUACGGCUAAUAAACAGACGUCCCCAUCUUACCGCAUGGCCCCAUCUUGCACUACCUUCCCCUAUAAUUUAGAAUUAAAAUUUUUAAUAAUAACAAUACAAUUGUUUACGACAAUCUUUCUUUCUGAUUAUUACAUCGUGGAGAUGCAGAUGAAUUAAGUAUGAUCAUUUGAGGAAAUGAUCCCCGAUAUCCAUCGUCAAUAUUUAAGUUUCAAUUGAUGGCUUCUUUAGAACGAUAUAAUUCACAUUCAGAAAAUGAGGUUUCCAUAGAUCCCGAAGAAAAUUCUUUGAUGAAACGAUAUUUAAAGAGAAAGCAGAAACUUCAAAAAUCUUGUGCAAAUGCCAAAAUAAGAAACAAAUAUAUUCCUCCGAAAAAGUUGAUAAGUCAUCAAAAAGUCGCUUUAAAUUUAUUAAAAUGUUGCAUAAACACUCGUCAAACUUUUCUAUUUAAACAUUUCACCAACGAAAUUAUUGAAGAUCGAGAGAUAAGUGCAAAAAAGAUCCAACAUUGGUUUAAAAAAUGCAGAAUUUCUGUAAAAAUCAAUAAUUUUCUUACUAAAAUUCGAACAGUUAUUAAGAUACAGCAAUGGCACAGAAGAAAUCAAAUAUGCUCAUUCUUUAUUGAUGAAAUACAAAUGAAUCGAUUUAUAUUAGAAAAGAAGAAGAAAUUUUGGUUUUUUAGCAUCAAACUGAAAACAGCAAUAUUGGAAAAAUCAAUAUCAAAGACUCCACUUAGUGGAAAUGGAUUGAAAAGAUCGGAUGAAAGAUCAUCACAAAUAUUGGAUAUUAAAAAAGAAAAUUCAAAAUUCAACAUGUUUUUUCAAGUCAAAAGAAAACAUAAAUCCGAAUCUUCUUUAAAUUUCAAAUCCAAUGUGAAUAACUGUAAUGGAAUUUUGAGAACAUUUUAUGAAAAAAUGAGAAGUAAAAAUUUCGAAACGCCUUUGCAUCAAAGUAACAAAGAAUCAAAGGAAAUAUUAAGCAUUAUGGAAUGUAUUAAGAAAUUAAUAGCAAUUAUUGUCUUGCAAAAGUGGUAUCGAAAUAUUAAGAUGGAACAAUAUAUUUAUCAUUAUAUUUUAAUGUAUCGAAACUCCCAAAUGAUACAAAAAUGUUAUAAAAGAUAUUUUGAAAGAAAGUGUAAUAUUUUAUUUAUAAAAAAAGUUAUUAAUUUAAUCGAGGAAUGGUAUAAAAAACAUAUUUCUGUUAAGUUAUAUCAAAAAUAUGUUAAACAACUUGAAUUUAGGAAAGAGCAUUUUAAAAAGCAAAGAGCUAUCAAAUUAAUUUCCGAAUGGAAUUACAGAUAUUUGCAGAACAGGAAACGAGAACAAAAUAUUAAGAUCUUGUUUGAGAAAAUUUGUAAAAUUGAAACCAUUCGAAAAAUUUAUUCUUCUUUUCUAAUAGAAAAAUGGUAUUUGGAAGUGAUGCAGUACAGAAAAGUAACUUCAAAAAGCAAGUGGUCUACACAAAGAUUAGAUUAUUAUACCGAUAUAAUUGAUUGUCGAGUGAAGUAUAAAGCUAUUGCUAUCAGAAAGUGGUACAUGUUGAAUUAUGUGCAAAAUAUAUUUGCAGUUUUAAAUAUUCAACAAUGGUACAAACGACAGAUGCUAAGCUUAAAGCAAAUUUCUUUGGUACAAAUUUCAAUUAGAAGAAAAAUUUAUUAUAAAAGUCUGAAACUAGCUGUGAUCAAUAUACAUAAAUGGCAAGAAAAAGAAAUGCAACGUAUUAAAAACAAAAAUGUAAUGAAGUUUCAAAGCGAAUUGUGUCCAAGACUUGUGUAUCUUGAUUGGUUUAGGGAAACGAAAGAAUUUCCUUUUUGUAAAACUUAUUUUGAUUUGAUAAGAGAGAAUGAAUUGGUAAAUAAUGUAAUCAACUCGAAUUUUUCUGUUAAAAUGCAAAAUUAUUGUAAAUUAAGAAUUGGUAAAUAUGGUCAAAAAAGUUCAGAUCAGUUUCAAUUACCAAAUUAUGAAUUUCUUACAAUGUAUUCGUAUAACCACGGAAAACUUGACGAUAAUGGUGAAACUUCUUCAAAUAUUAUGAAAUUCAAAGAUGAAAUUCUGUGUAAAAAUACUGAAUCAAUCGGUAUUUCAUCUAAAAUUAUACAAAAAUGGUAUAAACGAGAACAGAAAAUAGAUCUUUUAUUCCAUUUCGUAGAACAAAACAAAUGGAUUUCGAAGAUUAUUAAAUGGUACAUAAAUCAAAAAUAUAUGAAGAUUAUCUGUACGUAUCUUCAAUUUAUCUCUGCAUCUUUGCAUCUUCGAAAAUGAUGGCAUUAUCAUUUGAGAAAAUAUGAUUGAAAUCUUGCAAAUGCAUUAUAAGAAAAAAGUUGCAAACAUUUUAAAAAUAAAAAUGAUAUCUUUUCGAAUCAAAACUGUUGUUGAUAUAAUGAAGAAAAAUUACCAUUCUUUAAAUUAAAAAAUUCAACUUAAUCAUUCUCACAUAAAUAUAAAAAAAUAUUUUUAUUCAUUGAUUGAUACAGACUUUAUCAAUAUAAGGUUUGUAAUUUUAUGAGUUUUUAACAAAGCAAAUUAAUAAAAAUAAAUUGACUAUUAAAAAUUAUAACGAAGUUUUAUCAA
This is a messenger RNA of Centruroides sculpturatus (bark scorpion), 2656 nucleotides long. RefSeq lists its product as uncharacterized. Bases 305 to 2347 code for a protein of 680 amino acids. The transcript is spliced from 3 exons. NCBI's taxonomy places the organism in Eukaryota, Metazoa, Arthropoda, Arachnida, Scorpiones, Buthidae. The record is from RefSeq and is a predicted model, not a curated record.